Messenger RNA from Gekko japonicus, 1739 nucleotides. RefSeq names its product kelch domain containing 7B (gene KLHDC7B). The record is from RefSeq and is a predicted model, not a curated record. Gene Ontology annotation, molecular function: protein binding. The annotation marks the transcript as partial. NCBI's taxonomy places the organism in Eukaryota, Metazoa, Chordata, Lepidosauria, Squamata, Gekkonidae. The transcript has 4 exons.
CAUGCCGCCCCCAGCAAGAGCCCGGCCUGCAAACGAACAAACACCCCAUCUGCCAUGCCCCGCAGGGGUCUACUGCAUGCCGUCUCCGGGGAGGGGCUCUCUCUGGCAGCUGCCUGGCUGGCCUGGGCCCCUCUCGCCACACGUGGGCUGGCCUGCCUGUCCCGUGCCCUCCGCCACUUGUGGGCCCUGGUGUCUUCCCCGUGGAAAAGGCCUGGCAAUGCCUCCGCCUCACUUCCUGAGCCCUGGGAGAGCUGCCCUGGACUGAGGGUCUACCGGGGAGGAGACGCAGAAGCUGAGCUGCUCACGGUCCACACCCGGCCCUACAGCUUCCAGGUGGAUCUGGCCCAGCUGGCGGGGGAGAGCGCCUACUUCCAGGCUCUCUCUCGAUCGGGCAUGCAGGAGGCAGUGGGUGGGCACCUCCGCCUGGACCACGUGCCCUCGCCUGCUUUCCACGCCAUCCUGCAGUGGGUGUUCCUCGGGCGCUUCAGCCUGGCCGAAGAUGAGCUCCUGCCGGCCGUGCAGGCGGCCAGCUACCUCCUGCUGCCUGGAUUCCUGGACCGGUGCCGGCUGGCUCUGCGCCCGCUGCUGGGCCCCCAGAACUGCUUGUCUUACCUGCGCUUUGCGGAGGCCGUGGGCUGCCCUGAGCUGCGGGCCGAGGUGUGCGGGUACCUGAGCACCCACCUGUUGGAGCUGGCAGCGCCCGUCACCCACCAGUUGCCCCCACGGCUGCGAGAAGAGCUGGCCGGGCUCCGCCUGCAGGGCCCCCCCAAGCUCUGCGUCCUGCAGAAGGAGAACGUGACCCGGGGCCCCCGGCAGCAACCCCCCACGCGGGGCCUCUACUGCCGCCCGCUGCCCCCAGAGGAGGGGGGCUGGCACUGCGCCACCCACCUGCCCUUCCAGGCCGACAAGUGGAGCUUCAGCACCGCCCAGCUGCUCAACUACCUCUUCAUCAUGGGGGGCUACCGGGAGAAGCGGGGGGCUCGGGGGUUCUUCUUCCGCACGGCAGCUUUCCGCUACAACCCCCUGACGGGUGUCUGGCACCCCACGGCCUCGCCCCAGAAGCGCCGACGGCACUUCAGCACUGCUGUGGUUGGGCAUCACAUCUACGCCAUCGGGGGCUGGUACCUGGACUCCCUGUUGGCCCCGGACAGCAGCACCUGCCUCUACACAGCCGUCGAGCGCUACGACCCCUGGGCCGACCGCUGGGCCUUCGUCUCCUCCCUGCCCAUGGGGGACUUCUCCUUCGCCAUCUCGCUCUCCCACGACCUGCCGCUCUGCACGGCACACGCCGGGUCCAUCUACACACUGGGCACGGUGCAGCGCACUGGGGAGAAACUCCUUCUGCGCUACGAUGUGGACGCUGAUGCCUGGCAGGAGCUCUUGCCGACGCUGACCCGGGCGGACGCUGACCUUCCUGGGCUCUACUUCCUGGGCGGCACGGAGCCCCUCUUUGUGGUGGGCGGCAACUCUCGCGGCAACGUGGUGACCUCUUUCAGCGUGGCCUCCCGACAGUGGGGCCCCCUCCGGUCUCUGCCCAAGUGCGGCCUGGCCGGGCAGGGCCUGGCCCUAGAGGGGCUUCUCUACAUGGCCUCCCCUGACUUGGGGGCCAUCUUGAUGGUCGACCUGGCUGGGCCCGACUGCGCCCUGCUGCCCCCGCCCCCCUUCCCCCUGUGCUACGAGUCCCUCUUCCUGCUCCAUUUCCCCCCCCAGGCGGCUGACCAGGGGGGAGGGGCGGCCGA